UCAUAAUUUUAUUUUCAGUCGUCGAGAUCACCAUGUUCCGGAGAGUUAUAAUUUUCAGUUGCGUUUUAUGGGGGCUUGCCGAGGCGGGAGCCCAUUGUGGCUUCCAGAUGGAGUGCGUGCCACAAGGCCUUUGUAAGUCACCCGAAAAUGUACAAGGCUUUCAAUCGCCGUGCCAAAGACAUGAAAGCUGUUGCCACAGCUCUCAAAUAUUAACUGUCGGGGCCCCAUUAAACUGCGGAAUGAGUAAUCCCAACGGCUUGGGAAACGGACCCCUAGUUGAUGUUAAUCAGGCAAUGCCCCAUGAAUUUCCGUGGGUUGUGGCGUUGAUGCAACCAGAUACCUCCUUCUUUGGGGCGGGAACUCUGGUCACCGAAAAUGUAGUGAUAACUGCUGGCCACCUAAUGCAGGACAAGAAGGUGACAGAUUUUUUGAUCGUCGCUGGUGCAUGGGACUUGAACCAAUUGUACCAAUCCACGGUUGCAACGCGAUCUCCGGCUAGGAUUAUUUCUCAUCCAGGAUUUGACAACCAAACUGGCGCGAACAACAUUGCGUUAAUCAUACUCGAUUUGUCGUUUAAUUUAAAACCCACCAUUGGAACAAUCUGCUGGCCAACUCCAGGAGUGUCCUUCGACAGAGAGCGUUGCGUGGUCGCUGGUUGGGGCAGACAGAAUACCCUGGUCCAACAGUACUCGAGCAGGCAAAAAAAAAUUGAGCUGCCAAUCGUGAACAGUGCGUGGUGUGAGGACCAAUUGCGGAGAACACUGGACAUGAGCUACAAGCUGGACAGCACUUUACUAUGUGCGGGCGGAGAAAGGAGCCGUGAUGCAUGCGACGGUGACGGAGGGUCUCCGCUAAUGUGUCCCAUUCUUGGACACCCAGGGAUCUACCAGUUCGUCGGCAUUGUUAGUAGUGGCGUGUCUUGCGGAAUGGAAAAUGUUCCUGGCGUAUACACAGAUAUUGCAAAAAUGAAAUCGUGGAUUGAUGACCAUCUAAGCGAUGAACUCAAUAAGCCGUAUAAGUCGUUUCCUGUAUAUAAUAUAGACUUCGAUUAAAAAAAAGACAAAAAGGACCUUAUAACAACAUGACCUAAGGAGCUGUUUCUAACAAUGUCAUUGGUUGCAAUAAAAAAUAUUACUGACCAAA
This is a messenger RNA of Drosophila eugracilis, 1143 nucleotides long. RefSeq names its product phenoloxidase-activating factor 2. The record is from RefSeq and is a predicted model, not a curated record. Gene Ontology annotation, molecular function: serine-type endopeptidase activity. NCBI's taxonomy places the organism in Eukaryota, Metazoa, Arthropoda, Insecta, Diptera, Drosophilidae. The coding region runs from base 33 to 1052 and encodes 339 amino acids. Gene Ontology annotation, biological process: proteolysis. The transcript has 2 exons.